UGUCGGACUGCGUGCUUCCGCCUCCACGCUGUACGUCACUGACAGCUCCACACGUGACUGAGGCUGUGAUGGCGGAGUUGGAGAACAGCGACAUAAUGAUGACUUACCACGGAGAUUUCCUCAAAAACGAGAGAAAAAGCAGCCGCUACCCGCACUGCAUCGUCUGGACCCCUAUUCCCAUUUUAUCGUGGGUGCUCCCCUUCAUUGGUCACAUGGGCAUCUGCACCUCCACCGGAGUCAUACGGGAUUUUGCAGGUUCCUACUUUGUCUCGGAGGACAAUAUGGGCUUUGGUCGACCUACAAAGUUUUGGAAGCUGGAUGUGGACAAAGUCUGUGGUAACGGUGCCAUCACAUGGGACCAAGCAGUGCAUGAUGCAUCUGAGGAAUAUAAAUGCAGGCCGCACAAUCUGUGCUUUGAUAACUGCCAUUCCCAUGUGGCCAUGGCCUUAAACCUGAUGCGGUACGACAACAGAACCUCCUGGAACAUGGUGAACCUGUGUGUGCUGUCUUUCAUUAACGGGAAACAUGUAAGCUGGGCCGCGUUCCUCAAGACCUGGCUGCCCUUCGUCAUGCUCUGCGGAGUCCUCAUCACCUUCAUCCUAACACUCAACCUUCAUUAGUAAGCAGGAGGAGGCAGCUUUGGUUACACUUACACAGUCAUGGACGUGAAUGAUUUGAUGGGACGUUUGAUAGAGCAAAGAACACUAGACGAAGGACUCCUGUAUAUUUUGUAAUCUAAAUGAAAAACAAUAUGGCUGACAUCCUGCUGGAUGUUGUUUCUAAAUAAUUUAUCUAUUUAAUUUGCUGUCAUAAUUUAGAAAGGCACACAACAAGCUCCACAAAUCCUUCCUUUUGCAGUACAUCCUUUCCAUAUGAUGCCACCAGAGUAAAGCAUAUACAGCAGCUGCGUUGUUCAUGAAUGUAUUUCCAGACACUUAUGAUGAAUCACUACAAAACCAUUUGCAAAAAUUCUAAUGCUGGGAGCCAUCAUCAAUUAUUUGUCCAGGAGACUCGAGCUGUGACCAAAUAAAUAAUGGUGGAAGAACUCCUUGUGAGAAAUUGUUGCAUUGUCCUGCUCUGAAUACAUUUUUCUCUGAUUUGUAAAUAAAGACAAGCUGUGUAUUAUUGGUAUUUAUGUCCAGACAGAAACGGAAUGCUUUCCAUUUG
Molecule: messenger RNA, 1167 nt
Organism: Nematolebias whitei (Rio pearlfish)
Lineage: Eukaryota; Metazoa; Chordata; Actinopteri; Cyprinodontiformes; Rivulidae
Product: transmembrane protein 222
Exons: 6
Coding region: 69-620 (183 amino acids)
Source: RefSeq, a predicted model, not a curated record